Solea senegalensis (Senegalese sole) is the source of this 2124-nucleotide messenger RNA. RefSeq names its product zinc finger DHHC-type containing 1 (gene zdhhc1). Lineage: Eukaryota; Metazoa; Chordata; Actinopteri; Pleuronectiformes; Soleidae. Gene Ontology annotation, molecular function: protein-cysteine S-palmitoyltransferase activity. Gene Ontology annotation, biological process: protein targeting to membrane; peptidyl-L-cysteine S-palmitoylation. The coding region runs from base 444 to 2003 and encodes 519 amino acids. The transcript has 11 exons. Gene Ontology annotation, cellular component: endoplasmic reticulum; Golgi apparatus. The record is from RefSeq and is a predicted model, not a curated record.
UCUGGAGCGUUACCAAGGAAACAGCGUACGGGUCUGUGAGACGGUGGAAGAUCGUAGCAGCAGCUAAAGGCUAACUGGCUAAUACACCGGCUAAGUUUCGUCGUUAAAGGUUAAAAACAAAGAGCCGGUGUUUGAUUCACGGGCCGCGGUCACGUGGUCUCCGUCAUUCCAGCUCACGAGGCUCGCGCUGGACGUCGUUAGCACGUUAGCUUGUGGUUAGCAUGUUAGCCGCGUUAGCUUGGUAAACAGUUAGCAGCAGUCAGCUCCGCGGUCUGCAGCGGACACGAUGGACACGAGCUCACGCCUGGACUGAGACGCUCUUACCCCGGGUCUUUGAGGCGGCAGAGCCGCGGCCGGAGCACGGCAGAGCCGCAGCAGUCUGGGAGGACAUGCAGCGGAGCGGAGGCCCAGUUAAACAGGCGAGUUAACCCGAGUUAACCAGGAUGGAUUUGUGCAGCAGGAAUCCCAACCGCACAGCGCCGGUGUUGGAGGCGGGCCCACCGCGCGUCGAUGCCCCGCUCUGCUCCCGGACUAACGGCUGGGCGUGGCCUCCUCACCCCCUCCAGCUGUUGGCCUGGUUGCUUUACGUCUACUUCGCCGUCACCAGCCUCGGCGUAUUCGUCCCGCUGCUGCCCGCUCACUGGAUCCCUGCGGGCUACAUCUGCACGGGCGUCAUGUUCGUGUGUCACCUGUGUGUCCACGUGAUGGCCGUGUCCGUCGACCCAGCCGACCGCAGCGUCAGAACCCACAACCACAGAGGUCCGGUCCCCGUGUUCGACCGCUCCAAACACGCACACGUCAUCGAGAACUGCCACUGUUACCUGUGCCAGGUGGACGUAGCACCAAAAUCGAAACACUGCAGCUCGUGUAACAAAUGUGUGGCUGACUUUGAUCAUCACUGUCGAUGGCUCAACAACUGUGUAGGAAGCAGAAACUACAGGUUGUUCCUCCACAGUGUUGGCUCCGCCCUUUUGGGCGUGUGUGUGGUUCUGGUCGUCUCCUCCUACGUCUUCAUCGAGUUCUUCGUGGAUCCGACUAAACUCCGCUCUGACAAACACUUCCUAGUGAGGAACGACACAGGUGUGUGGUUCCUCUUCCUUCCUGUGACUCCGCUCAGAUCAGCUGCUGCUGUGAUUCCGUGUCUGGCUGCCGUUACCAUGGCGCUGGGUCUGUUGUCGUCGGUGCUGCUGUGUCACCUGCUCUGCUUCCAUGUAUACCUGAUGUGGAACAGACUCAGUACAUAUGAGUACAUUGUGCGACAGCGUCAUCGUCAUGACAACAGAGACUUGAGGAAACCUGGAUCAGUGAAGGAGACGGACAUGAAUUAUUCUGGGAGUCUGGGUUAUACCAACCCACAGGUGAAUGUGGAGGAACCGACCACUGUGUCUGUGCAGGGGGAGGCAGAGUUCUUAGCCAAUGGCAGAGUGAUGAGUGUGUGUAGUCCUGUCAUGGAGGAAGAAACUCCACCCACCAUCUCUACACACACACAGAAAAAGAAGAAAGUUUGUAAAAUCACUUCAGAGGAAACGAGAGAACGAUGUCAGAGUGCAGCCCCGCCCCCAGCUGACCUCGGCACCGUGGCUCAGCGUCUUCCUGUCCCAGUGUUCCCUCUGAGGGCCCCCCUGCCCCCCCUGGCCCUGGUCCAGCCCACAGGCCCCGUCCAGGCCGCCGCCCCUCCUGCUGAGUACCACUCAGACUCGGCUGAGUCUCUGGAGGAGAUCCCGGUGGUGUUGGCCAAACUGGGCUCCACUUCUGCCUGUGACACGGCCGCAUCUUCACAGCGAGCGGUACCAGGGUUCCCCUUGCCCCCCCUGCCCUCCAGGACAAAGAGGAAGACGCCACUGUCCUCCUCCUCACACACAGCAGAGCUGAGGUUUGAGAUGAUGUCCACUCAUCUUCCUGCUGUGUUUGUCAGUCGGGCGAGCGGCGAGGCCCAGGACCAAAGACUUGGUCCGAGCAGGUGGCAGACCAGCUCCAGACCCGGCUCCAGAGCAAAGACCUGAACUUUGUUUUUCUACUAUCACACGUGUGUUGUGUUUAUUUAUUUACUUGACGUGAUGUCAUCACUUCUUCAUACAGAACAACUUCAUGUUUUUUUUAAUCAAUAAAAAUGAUUUUCAUUGA